AACCGAGCGCGAUGAGAUCGAUCCUUAUAACUGGCUGCAACCGCGGUUUGGGCCUUGGCCUGGUGAGGCAUCUGGUCGACUCACCGAGACCGCCAGACUACAUCUUCGCGACUUGCCGUGACGCGAACAAGGCGACGGAAUUACGCGCGCUCGCUGACAAAUCGUCGGCUAUACAGAUCAUCGAGAUAGAUUUAACGGAUACGGAUAGCUACAAGAGGGUCGUAGAUACGGUGAAGGAAAGGGUAAAUGGCGCUGGUCUUAACGUUCUCUUCAACAACGCUGGUAUUUCCAGUAAAUUUACGCGUCUUGGUCUUGUAAAGAAACAGCAGAUUACUGACGCUUUUCUCAUCAAUACCGUGGCACCGAUUAUGCUAACAAAGGCUUUCCUGCCGCUACUUAAAAUAGCUGCGAAAAAUUCCGAGGAUAAAACGGGAUUAAGUGUAAGAAGAGCAGCAGUUAUUAAUAUGACAUCUAUCCUGGGCAGUAUUACCGAAAAUAGCGACGGUGGUUUUUAUCCUUACAGAUGCAGCAAGGCGGCGCUUAACGCGGCGACAAAAUCGAUGAGCGUCGAUUUAAAAGCAGAUGGGAUUUUGGUGGCGUGUUUGCAUCCAGGAUGGGUGCGAACCGAUCUGGGUGGCAGCAACGCUCCAAUGGACGUCGACAACAGCGUCAGUUGCAUUCUGAAUACCUUAAACUCGUUAACGGAAAAACAAACCGGUUUUUUCGUACAGUAUGAUAGUAAAAUAUUGCCCUGGUAAA
Messenger RNA from Mycetomoellerius zeteki, 759 nucleotides. RefSeq names its product SDR family oxidoreductase sniffer (gene sni). The transcript has 5 exons. NCBI's taxonomy places the organism in Eukaryota, Metazoa, Arthropoda, Insecta, Hymenoptera, Formicidae. The coding region runs from base 12 to 758 and encodes 248 amino acids. Gene Ontology annotation, cellular component: cytoplasm. The record is from RefSeq and is a predicted model, not a curated record. Gene Ontology annotation, molecular function: carbonyl reductase (NADPH) activity.